AUGGGGGAUCUUCUCAAGCUUGGAACAUAUGCAGCUCCGGCUUUCAUCGUGGCCACGACGAUUCCCGUGGUCUGGAAGUUCGCCAAGAACAUACGACGGCCACGGCAGACUAAGAAUGAGGGUCUGUACGAGGAUAGAGAUGGCAAGGCUACUGAGGAGUCGAUGGCAGCUUAUUCGACGAAGAAGCAGUUUAUCGUGAUCUUCAUUGGCCUUGGAAUCGGGCUGCUUGCUUCCCUUGCUCUCGUCGUCAACACCUUUGCCCAGAUCUUGGAAUUCCAUGACCCGGCUUUGAUACUGGUUACCUUUGCGUGCUGGAUUUUAGCACUCAUUCAAACCUUAGACACGUUCCGAGAGACCCGCGUUGUGCCCCGAUAUCAAAAAGGCAUACGGACUUCUUUCUCCUACCUUUUCCUUGCCGCACUCACUGGCAUCAUUCUCUCUAGAGAGGACACACUUAUAGGCCCUCCUGGGAAUAUACUUUUGCCGGUAACAAGCGCAAUCCAGAUCUUUUCUGCUCUCGCGGUCUUCUUUGGCUUCGUCUCCAUCCAGCGCCGGCCUGAUGUCUUCACUCCGGAAGGAAAGGUCGUCGAGCGCCAGUACACCGCCUCACUCUGGACGAAAUACUCUUAUGACUGGAGCUCUGACAUUUUGGAUAUAUCGGCAAAAAAGUUGGUCGAGUUCUCUGACCUACCCGCAAUGGACUCGUACAGGCGAGCGAAGGAUGUGAAGCACACAUUCCGGUCGAUUGUUUUGAAGCCUACAGUGUCUCUUUGGCUUCAGAUCUUUUGGGCAUGGAAGUGGCAAUUGAUAUACCAAGCAGUGAUGUGUGUCGUCUCAUCCGCGGCAGACGUCCUCCCUCAAAUCUCGAUGCUGAAAUUAUUGGAGUACCUCGAGCAACGGAAAGAAUCCGGCAUCAUCGACUCCAAGGCUUGGGUCUGUGUGGUCUUACUCUUCUUAGCCACUAUUAUCGAAACAAUGGUUGAUUACCGCAUUGGUUGGCUCAUGUGGUCCGAUCUUGGAAUUCCCAUCCGAACCACACUCACGACUCUAAUGUUUGAAAAGAUGAUGAAGAUCAAGGACUGCAAGGAACCGCCGAAAGAAGAGAAAACAGAUGAGAAAGACAAGGACAAGGAUGCAAAUGGCAAUCCAGCUGAGGUUCCCAAAGAAUCGAAGGUUGAUGCUAAAAAGAAGGAAGAAAAAAAGAAAAAGGCUGCUCAAAGUGACCAGGAUAUCAUUAACAUGUUCGCUGUGGAUACGAAUCAAGUCGGUGUUUUCGGAGCCAUCAAUCAGUUCUACCUGCUGUUUGUUUCCAAGCUCGCUGUCUCGGUCACUUUUCUGUGGUACUUGGUGGGCUGGGAGAGUUUGCUGGCUGGAAUGGUGUCCGUCGUCCUGGUCUUCCCAGUGAACAAGUGGCUCACCUACCGCUACGGAGCCUUCCAAAAGAAAUUGAUGGCAACUCGGGACAAGAAAACCAAGGUGGUGUCAGAGGCAUUGCAAGGAAUCAGGCAGAUCAAAUUCUCAGCGAUUGAACCGGAGUGGACUGACAAGAUCAACAAAGCCCGUGAUGAAGAGCUCGCUCAAUUAUGGCAGACUAAGUUGAACAAUCUGUAUAUGAUGCUUGGAGCGGAGAUUGGUCCAGUUUUGUUGACUGUUUCGACGCUGGCGACUUUUGCCUGGCUCCGGGGCACCCUACUUCCAUCCGUGGCUUUCACGGCCUUAGGCGUCUUGAUGCAGCUCGAAGGUGUUUUGGGCAUGCUCCCAUUUCUUUUAGUCUUGGGAAUCAAUGCUAAAGUCUCUUGCGAUCGCAUUGAUAACUUCUUGCGCUCCCCCGAGAAACCAGAAAAUACGUUACCUGGUGAUUCGGUCAUCUUCAACAAGGCCACGGUCAGCUUCCCGUCGAAAGGGGAUUCUGGGGAGAAAGAAGAGGAUCAAGACGAAGAGGAAGCAAAUGCCGCUCGUUUAGCAUUGGAGAAUCGAUUCGUCCUUCGUGAUCUCAAUCUGGAGUUCCCUAACAAUUCCCUGUCGGUUAUCUCAGGGCCUACUGGAUCAGGAAAGUCAUUGCUUCUCGCUGCCAUUCUGGGCGAGGUUGAUGUCUUGGAAGGGUCCAUUACUGUUCCGCGAGCACCUCCAGUCGACCAACGAUUUGACAGCAAAGCAACUGCCGCCGAUUGGAUUAUUCCCUCAUCCAUCGCAUUUGUGGCCCAGACCCCAUGGAUCGAGAACAUGUCAAUCAGAGACAACAUCUUGUUCGGCCUCCCUUAUGACAAAACUCGCUACAACAAAGUCCUCCAAGCAGUUGCUCUCGCCAAAGAUCUCGACCACUUCGAUGACGGCGAUUUGACAGAAGUUGGAGCUCAAGGAAUCAGUCUCAGUGGAGGUCAGAAAUGGCGUCUGACUCUCGCUCGUGCAUUCUAUUCUCGGGCUGGGAUUCUGAUUCUCGAUGAUGUUUUUUCGGCUCUUGAUACGCAUGUUGGGAAACAUAUCUACGAUAACGCGCUUAUGGGGGAGCUUUCUGAGGGACGGACGAGGAUUUUGGCUACUCAUCAUGUCUCGCUAACUCUUGCGAGGGCUGAGUAUGCGGUUUUCUUGUCUGCUAAUGGGACGCUGGAACAUGCUGGUCUUGCGGUGGACCUUGAGAAGACAGGCAGUUUUGAGAAUAUCCUCAAGGCCGAGGAAGGAGAGGCCACUGGACAAGAGGAAGACAAUAUCAAGGCAGCCCCAGACGGAGAGACUAACGGUACCGCGGCCAAGGACGACAAGAAAGUUCCAAAGAAGCUUGUUGAGGAUGAAGCCCGUGAAACUGGCGCGGUCAAACGAAGUGUCUAUAUGAGUUAUCUCAAAGCAACUGGUGGCAUUCCGUUCUGGGCAUUCGUUCUCAGUUUCUACAUUAUUGCGCAAUCCCUUACGUUGGGUCGUUCUUGGUGGAUCAAAAUCUGGACAUCCAGCACUGGACAAACUGCUGGACUGGGCACAUUUGCACAGAUCUAUAACCUGCAGACACACCUCACCGGCAUUUUGGGACCACCACCCGUCAAUGCAUCAUUUACAACGACAUCUCCAGGAGGAAACUACGCUGAUCUUGCCUCUUGGUCAGUUCCAAGUACGUUCUCCAUGCUCACAGGAUAUAUCGGAUCUUCUAUCUCCAACGCCAUCCCUAGCUCACAGGCUACUGUGACUUCGCAAACAGUUUCAACAUCCACAUUCCCAAUCGAGAUAAGUAACCGUAACCUGGCUUUCUACCUUGUCGGCUAUGUAAUCAUCUCGCUGGUGUCCACACUCAUCGACGUUGGCCGCUACUACGUUGUCUUCCGAGGCUCCCUUUCAGCUUCGCGAAAGGUUUUCCAAGAACUUACAUACAGAGUCCUUCGAACACCAUUGAGAUGGCUCGAUACCGUCCCAACAGGCCGGAUCCUGAACCGGUUCACUGCCGACUUCCAAGCUGUGGAUUCUCAACUCUCAUCCAACUUUGCAUCCGUUGCUGCGUCGUGCCUCGCUAUUAUCGGAAUCAUGGUCUCCGCAUUUAUCAUAUCACCGUACAUCAUCAUACUAGCACUCAUCAUCUUGGGGUUUUGCGGUCGUGUUGGGCUCCGGUACAUCAGAGGAGCGCGUUCAAUCAAGCGUCUCGAGUCUAUUCAAAAGUCUCCCAUGAUUUCUCAUUUCACAGCUUCUCUGCAAGGACUCAGCACCAUCCGCGCCUUCGCCAACCAAGGAGUCUUUGAGAAGCGGAUGGAUGAUCUGAUCAACUCUUAUUCGACGGCAACAUGGCACAAUUGGCUCUUCCAUAACUGGGUUGGUUACAACAUGUCCUUGAUUGGUUCCAUCUUUUCGGGUGUUGUUGCUGCUUUCGUCGUGUCGACCCCGCAUGUUGGCGCUUCUUUGGGAGGGUUCGCGCUCGCAUUUGCGCUGUCGUAUCGUAGGGCUGUGAAUAUGACUCUCCGUCAGGUCGCUGCUACCGAACUUGACAUGAACGCAGCAGAGAGAAUUUUUGAGUACUCUGCUCUCGAUAUCGAGACCGAGAAAGGGGUUGAUGUUCGUGCUUCUUGGCCCGAAAAAGGAGAACUUGAAGUCAAAGAUCUGGAAGUGGGGUAUGCAGAAGGUCUGCCUUCAAUUCUGAAAGGCUUGAACUUUCACGCAGAUAUGAAUGGGAGAGUUGGAAUCGUCGGAAGGACUGGCGCUGGCAAAUCUACGCUGUCUUUAGCACUCUUUCGCUUCCUCGAGGCGCGAAAAGGAAGCAUCACCAUCGACGGGGUCGACAUUUCGACUGUCCGCCUACAUGAUCUACGCACACGCCUGGCCAUCAUCCCGCAAGAUCCCGUCUUGUUCUCCGGCACGAUCCGCUCGAAUCUCGACCCCUUUGACCAGUUCCCUGAUUUCCAGCUGCACGAAGCGCUGCAGCGCGUGCAUCUCAUUCCUUCUGCUGACAACACGCCGGUUCCCGAACUGCUUGUCCCGGAAUCUCCAACGCCAACAGAGGGAGCAAGCAGCGCUACCUCCCUCACGGCCACAGAGCCAGCGGCAAAAGAAAAUACAAACAUCUUCCUCUCGCUCUCCUCUCCCAUCUCCUCCGCUGGCGCCAAUCUCUCCCAAGGCCAGAAACAACUCCUCUGCCUCGCGCGCGCCAUCUUGUCCCGCCCAAAGCUCGUACUGUUAGACGAAGCUACAAGUGCAGUGGAUAAAAACACCGAUAAGUUGAUCCAGAGGAGCAUCAGAGAGGAGUUUGCGAAUACGACGCUACUGGUUGUGGCGCAUAGACUGAGUACGGUGAUGGAUUUCGAUCGGAUUCUUGUCAUGAGAGAUGGUGUUGCUGCGGAGUUUGGAAGUCCUAGGGAAUUGUUGAACAUUGAAGAGGGGGUGUUUAAAGGUAUGGUUGCUCAGAGUGGGGAGAGGGGGGAGUUGGAGGGGAUGGUGGAAGGUUAGAGUGAGAGUGCGUGUGAAGGAGUAAAAUGUAUAUGAAAGAAACGAUUGUUUGGAGUAUUAAAAGUAUACGAAAGAAACGAUUGUUUGGGGUAAAUAAAAGUAGAAAUUAGAUUUCCCCUUUUCUGUUCUUAAAGAUUUGAGUAUUUAUUUUACAAUUAUUGAGCGACGUUUUUUCUUCUCUUUGCAAACACAGUCUCAAUG
Molecule: messenger RNA, 5118 nt
Organism: Hyaloscypha bicolor E
Lineage: Eukaryota; Fungi; Ascomycota; Leotiomycetes; Helotiales; Hyaloscyphaceae
Product: P-loop containing nucleoside triphosphate hydrolase protein
Exons: 3
Coding region: 1-4917 (1638 amino acids)
Biological process (GO): transmembrane transport
Cellular component (GO): membrane
Molecular function (GO): ATP hydrolysis activity; ABC-type transporter activity; ATP binding
Source: RefSeq, a predicted model, not a curated record